AGUUUGUUUACUUUUUCUCGGAUGAAAAACAGGAUAAAAAACGCGACAGGAGGAGAGGGAGAGUGUGUGUGUGUGAGAACACGCCAAAAUCCCACCUGGUAUAUACUUUCGCAACUUUCCCCUCCCCCAACUAUGGACCCGACGCCACCAUCGCCACCACCGCUAGCAUCGGCAACUGCAGAAGCACCACCACCCCAAAACCCGGACAAUGUCACCUACUUUUUUCCCGAUGUAAGCCCUAAUAAGCACCAUCAGAUAAAGAACCGACCACAAGCCAUGCCGAAUUUCAAGGCGUUCGUAAUGGCAAUCGCCGCCUCCGAUCCUAAAAGACCACUCACCCCGCCCCUGAAGACCCUCAUUGAGAACAGACUCAACGACUUCUGCCACGACUCUCACACCCCUGAUCAUCCCCCUUAUGCUGCUAUGAUAAUUACGGCACUUAAGGAGUUGAGUGAGGAACGGGGUUCCAGCGAGGAGUCAAUAUCCAAGUUCAUCAAAAGUAAGUAUGAUGAUUUGCCGUGGGCUCACUCUACGUUCCUGAAGCUUCAUCUCUGGAAGCUUUGUGAGAGCGGUGAGAUUGAUGUGACUCAUGAAAAGUGUUACUUGCUUGGUGAUGCAAUCACCAAAUUGAGUCCUGGUCAAAACACCGGUGGUAGUCGUAAGAGGGAAAGGAGGCUCAAUGAGAAGAGGGACAGACCUUGUAUGAAAGACGUUAUUAAAGGAGAAGAAGAAGAAACGACGAGAACUGAAACGAAAAUUCAAGUAACAGAAGAUCAAAAUAAAGUGAUUGCAGUACAAAAUCAAUUGACAAAAGAACGGGAGGUGUUUGAAGAGCACAAUCAACCAUCUGGAGAAUACGAUGAAGUGAUUGUUGAACAGGAUAAAGUAGAAGAAGAACAAGAUGAAGAGAGAAAAGUGCAAAAUCAAACCAUAAUACUCAAUGAUGCAAUUGGAUAUGGAGGUUGUGAUGAGAAGACUCGAGAACAAAAGGUGCAUACUGGCGUCAGAGAAGAACAAAAGCAACCGAAAGAAGUACAGAAUGACGUGAGCGAAGGAAAAACUCUGUCUAAUAAAGGACAAGAAAUUAAAGAGAUUGAGGGAAAAAGUAAAUACUUGGAACAGCAAAUUGAAGUUAUCACAAAACAAGAUAAGCGGCAGAAAAAAGAAAUUAAAUUGCCUGAAAAUCACAGUCAAAUGGCAGAGCAUCAAAGUAGAGUGGUUAAAGGAUUAUCUUGGUUGCAGAUUCAUAAGCAGCAGCAACAGGAACAGGAACAGGAGAAGCCACAGCACAGGAAGUUAGUGAUUCGGCUUCGACCUCCCAUACCUGAAUCAGCCUCAGUAGCAAAUGUCUCUGAAUCGUUGCCUUUGGACCAUUGCCGUGACGAGCUAGCUGCAUUUAUUAAGAUAUUAUCACCAACUAACCAACAAUAUCAAAAUGAGCAGCAGCAACCAGUUAAGCGACGCCGAGGGAGGCCUCCAAAACCAAAACCAGAAGCAGUUGAAAAUAGUGGGUUGUUAUCAAAUUCAAGUGAUCUGCCACAGAAGCAUCAAGCUAGGGGAAGGCCACCAAAGUGCAAUUCAUCUCCUGGUCAACCGGGACAGCGACGUCGGGGGAGGCCUCCUAAACUAAGACCAGAAGCUGAUGAAACUACUGGGUUGUCGUUAAAUUCAAGUUUUCACCAUAACCCUCAUCCACAGAUGCAGCAGGGGGAGAAUCUAGUUCUAGGAAGGACUCCAACAUGCAAAUCAUCUGCAGGUAGAGAUGCGGAAAUUCACAGAAGCAGCAACAACGAAAGCAACCAGGUUGGGGAAGGCCACGAAAGGUGGACUCAGGAAUUCAAGGAUGGUAUCGUGGUGAGCAUCUCAGAAGAAACUCAAUCACAAUCUGCUACUCUAGUGCUUCCAUCCAAUGGAUAGAUUGUUCACUUUUUGGGUUCUUGCUCCUAUGAAGCAAACUUUUUUGUUGAUUCUUGAGGUAAAAUUUUACCCAGUUCUUGUUGAGGCCCAUCUUCUUUGUCUGAACUUCUGUUGUAUGAUGUAAGGGGCUUCCUACAUGUAGAUAUGUUGCACCUUCUCUGGAAGCAAUGCCGUCAGGAAUAUCAAGUGCUCCUUUUGCUCCUUAUGGGAUUCCUUUUGCUUCUGAAUUGGAGAUUUUGGGGACUUGGAUGGUAUGCUGCUAUCGUCUGCUGCUUGUCCAUUCAUCCAAUGGCCAAUUGGGUACCUGGUCUGUGAUUGUAGUGCCGCAAUGGAGAUAUUGUUCUAUUUGUAUUUUCAUAGGCACCAGUUAUCUGGGUAUAGUAUUUCUCCAUCUUACCUUAAUGUGGAGUGAGUGAUGAACAUAAAAGACACCAUAAUUCACUGGUCGGUCCAUAAACAGUUUCCUUUCCAGACAUCAA
Messenger RNA from Rhododendron vialii, 2396 nucleotides. RefSeq lists its product as uncharacterized. The coding region runs from base 22 to 1917 and encodes 631 amino acids. Gene Ontology annotation, biological process: chromosome condensation; nucleosome assembly; negative regulation of DNA recombination. Gene Ontology annotation, cellular component: nucleolus; nucleosome; nucleus. The record is from RefSeq and is a predicted model, not a curated record. The transcript is spliced from 3 exons. Lineage: Eukaryota; Viridiplantae; Streptophyta; Magnoliopsida; Ericales; Ericaceae. Gene Ontology annotation, molecular function: nucleosomal DNA binding; double-stranded DNA binding.